Syngnathus acus (greater pipefish) is the source of this 1725-nucleotide messenger RNA. RefSeq names its product natterin-3-like. The coding region runs from base 106 to 1248 and encodes 380 amino acids. NCBI's taxonomy places the organism in Eukaryota, Metazoa, Chordata, Actinopteri, Syngnathiformes, Syngnathidae. The record is from RefSeq and is a predicted model, not a curated record. The transcript is spliced from 4 exons.
UUGUCUCCUUUAUUGGGGUUGAAGGUCGCCUUGGAGGCGUUAAAACAGCUUUCGCGUGCGCCAAACGUCGAGACCAACGCGGCCGACGAGCGACACGUCAACAAGAUGAGGUGUCUUGCUGCUGUGCUGUCGGUGCUUCUGCUGGAGCUGUGCAGCCCGACGCUGCAGUCAGAUCCCCAAGCAUGGUUGAACGUGGCCCUGGGGGAGGUGGUCCCACCCUUGGAAGCGGCCCGUGACCCUGCCCCACGCGACCCGAUCUCCUCCUCCUCCUCGGCUGACUUCGGCGAGCACGCCAACCUCAGGUGGGUCCCUUGGAACGGCUCCCUCCCCGACGGGGCCGUGGCCAUCUUCAACGGCUACGCGGAGCGAACCGACUACGUGUGCAAGGUGAACUGCGAGGCGGGCUUCUUCACGCGCGACGCCUGCCACUACCCAUACGCCGCGAAGGAGUACGCGUCGACCGCCUUCGACGUGCUGGUCAACGUGGACCGCUUCGAAUUCCUGGAGUGGACCGAGGACUCGUACGGCUCGGUUCCAUCACACGCCGUCAGGACGUGCAGAGACGUCGACAUCUUUGUGGGCAAGAACAAGUACGGGCUCGGCAAGGUGGUUAGCAUGCACGAGGCUUUCUUCCUUCCGUGGGAGGGCGACGAGUACUGGUACAAGCGCUACCAGGUCCUGCGGGUCAACCCCGACGUAUACAGCCAGCACAUCUCUCACGUGGACUACGCUGUGGACCAGAUGAAGCUGUUCCAUCACCCGCCCGAGACCCUGCAGCUGGCCAAAGUCACCAACCUGGAGUGCCACGCCGUGCGCAAGACGGUGACGCUGGAUAAGACCAGCGCUAGCGAGAAGACCUGGGACACCGGCCGGGAGACCCGCAACGGCUCCGUGUCCACCAUGAAGGCCAAGGUGCCCAUCCUGGGGCCCGGCAACGUGGACUUCACCGAGGAGCAGACGGUCACCUUCUCAGAGGGGACCAGCCUGUUAGAGUCGGUGACCCACUCAGUCAGCGUGGAGCUCCUGGUGCCACCCAACUUCUGGUGCGGCGUCAGGAUGGACGGACGCAAGAUGAGAGCCGACAUCCCCUUUAAGGCACGGCUGAGUCGCACCAACCACAACGGAGACACGCACUGGACGUCCAUCACGGGAACCUAUGACGGCGUCAGCGUGGGCGAGAUCAACGCCGUGGUGGAGCGAUGCCAACCAGUGGCCGAUGCCGUUCCGUGCCUGGCCGCACAAGACUGAAACUGAUGUCUUGAGAAAAACUUAAAUAAAAAUUGGAUUUUUCAUGACGAAAUAAAAUCUUGAAGGAAUGUGGCUGGCUGUGUGGUUGUUGUUGUGUCUAAGCCACAAGGCUAAAUGGGCUCCCUCUAGUGGUACGUCAACAAAUGAAAUCGCAGCUCGUAGCGUUACACUUGCUUUGUCCAAAUUCGCAGGCUCCAAAGGCCGUCUUUUUUCCCCUCUCUCGGUUGCACGAGGUCACUUCCGAUGCCACUCAAUCGCAAUUGUUCCAGUCCCUGACCUUUUCCAUAUAUGCAGUCGUGAUCUUGAUUUCAUUUCCAAAAUGCUCCUUGAGCAACCUUUUUGUUCUUUUGGCUUCCACAGUGUUCAAAGGCUCUGAUAAACUGUAGAGGAUCUCCAUGAAAAAUGGCAUUUCUCUGUAUGGUUGCGCGGUUUGCAUAUGAACAAGGAGAGUCGUAGCGUCGUCCUGUUGUUGCAGCA